CGUUUAUCCUGUAAAUAGACGUGUGAUAUAAAAGCACGUUUUAAUUUAUUUUUAGAUUUAGAUUUAGUUUUUUUCCAAGUUCUUGUACCUGUUGGGAGUAAAACAACCAAAAUUUUUAUGAUGACCAAAAAAAUUGCAUUAGUAGCUGCUUGUUGCCGUUCAAAUGGUAUCGGUAAAGAUGGUAACCUGCCAUGGCGAUUGAGAUCUGAAAUGGAUUUUUUUACACGAAUCACAUCGACCGUUUUGGAUUCGGCUCCAGGUUUGGCUGGUGAUGAACAAGUGAAAAAGAAUGCCGUCAUAAUGGGUACACGUACAUACAUGUCGAUUCCGCCAUCAUUUCGGCCAUUAAAAAAUCGUGUCAAUGUUGUGCUUAGUCGAACAAUCAACGAAGCACCGGCUGGUGUUGAAUUUCUAUUUCGUAGCCUUGAUGAAGCCGUGAAAAAAUUAUCAGAAAUGCCAAAUAUUGAUCAAUUAUACGUAAUUGGUGGUUCUGAAGUAUACAAUGAAUCUGUGGCUCGUUCAGAUUGUGAUUUAAUUUUUCUCACCAAAAUCGAUGCUGAUUUUGAUUGUGAUCGUUUUUUUCCGUCAAUCGAUCUUGAUCAAUAUGAAGAUAUUACGGAUGAAAAAUUGUUGGAAAAAUAUCGUCAUAUUAUCGAUAAAUAUGACAUACCAUUGGAUGUUCAAAAGGAGAAUGGCCUUUCAUUUCGUUAUCAUUUAUAUAAACGUAAAUAAAACUUGAAUACAACCAUACUACUUCGAUCUGGUGAUUUUUAAAUUCACAAAGAAAAUUUUAACCAUUUUUGCCAAACAAACAAAAAAAUUAUUUUUAUUUUCAAUGAA
Molecule: messenger RNA, 840 nt
Organism: Dermatophagoides farinae (American house dust mite)
Lineage: Eukaryota; Metazoa; Arthropoda; Arachnida; Sarcoptiformes; Pyroglyphidae
Gene: Dhfr
Product: dihydrofolate reductase
Biological process (GO): tetrahydrofolate biosynthetic process; folic acid metabolic process; dihydrofolate metabolic process
Cellular component (GO): mitochondrion
Molecular function (GO): NADP binding; dihydrofolate reductase activity
Source: RefSeq, a predicted model, not a curated record